This is a messenger RNA of Lepisosteus oculatus (spotted gar), 1698 nucleotides long. It is a transcript of the gene ndnl2, whose product is annotated as necdin-like 2. Lineage: Eukaryota; Metazoa; Chordata; Actinopteri; Semionotiformes; Lepisosteidae. The record is from RefSeq and is a predicted model, not a curated record. Gene Ontology annotation, cellular component: nucleus.
CGUGUCGUAAUUAAACCGCGCCGCUUGGGUAGGAAGGCGCAAGAUAGCUAUGCUCAAAUAUUAAAGAAGUGGCUAAACUUUACAUUUCUAAAAUUGUAGAUAAAGAUUUCAUGAUGUCACAAUUCAGGAAAAGGGUUUCAGCAAGACAGAGUUCACAGGGCACAGCCUCUAGGUCUCAGCACACCGAGAGUAAAGAUGAAGAUGAUGACGUGUCCUUCACCCAGCCCACAUCCUCACAGGUCCAGAGGGGUCUGGAGCACCUGACUCCCACUCAAGUUGACCAAAAGGUGGCUGAGGUUGUGCAGUAUAUCUUAAUAAAGGACCAGAAGAAGGUGCCUAUCAAACGAGCUGAUAUUGUGAGGCAGGUGAUUAAGGAAUACAAGAAUAUCUACCCUGAAAUAAUCAAGCGAGUCAACAGGACAUUUGAGCAGGUGUUUGGCCUCAAGCUAGUGGAAAUUGAUUCUAAGAAUCACAUUUACAUUCUCAUUAAGAACCUAGAACAUGUGGAAGGGGACCCAGUGGGCACGGGCACAGGAACACCUAAGACUGGCCUUCUGUUUGUCAUCCUGGCUGUGAUCUUUAUGAGGGGUGGUGUAGUGAAAGAGUCUGUGAUCUGGAGCACACUAAAGAAGCUAAGAGUAGAUCAAGGGGAGAGGCAUAAAGACUUUGGUGAUGUGAAGAAGCUGAUAACUGAAGAGUUUGUCAGGCAAAAAUAUCUGGAAUACGCUCGAAUCCCACACACGGAGCCUCUGGAGUUUGAAUUCCGCUGGGGACUGAGAGCCGAUAAAGAAGUCUCCAAGCUCAAACUGCUGACACUUGUGGCUCAGUUGCACGAACAGGACCCCCAGACUUGGGCCACUCAGCACAAGGAAGCAACACAGGCAGAGGGAACAUCGAGAUAGAUGCUGGGAGACUGUAUAGGUGUGUCUGCUGAAUGGAGUCUCGCCUAUCAGUUAAAAUGUGAUUAAAUGAGUGGAGGGUUGUUCCAUGGUUCAUUUAUACCUCUGAAUUGCCACAGGGAUGAGUGAGCUCUGAAUACAUGUGAAUACUUUCUUCACCAAAUUGAUCUUAUUUUCUAUGCAAGUAGCCUCACUUUAAUCCAUUUUAAAUGUUUCUUUUUACCAGGAUCCCAGUUUCUACAAUAUUUCAGCUCUAUAGGGUAUUGCUUAAAACGGGAACCUGAUCUAUCAAUCUUUAGGAAGAUGUGAUGUCAUAUUUCAAUGUCAGUAUUUUUUAAUAAUGACAUCUGUGAAGUUUUGAAACAAGUAUUUAGAACAUAUUCAGAAAUAAAUGCAUGGAGAGAUGUUUUUAUAGGAAAAGGGGCCCAUUGCCACUGUAACUCAUACAGUGACCUAAUCAACAUUAAUGUUUCAAGCUGUAGAACUGUAAAUAUUUUAGUAUUGAUAUUUUUUUAUGUUGUAUUGUUUUUAGUACCUUAUACCUGUGAUACCAGGACAGGAGUUGUAACUUGUAUUCUUCAAUCCCCAGCUUAAGCAAAUACUGGUAGCAAGGGAAAAAGUAAUACGAAGCUUAAAGAAGGGGAAAUUGAGAGAGGAAAAUUAAACAAUUGAGGUCUGGUCUUUUUCUUUUUGGAUGUAUAUACUGUUCUGUUCAGUUGUUUCUGUAUUUCAAAGUGUGAGUGGAAUGCUCUUCAAUUUUUGGUCUCACUACAAAUAAAGCUUCAGACAUUUGGUGUUC